ACGAACAUUCCAGAAGGGAUAGACGUUCCAGAAGUGGCGAGCGCAGUAGAAAAUCCCAUUCCGAUUCAAAAGAUUCAAAAAAAGAUGAUGACAAAAAAGCAGAAGAAGGCUUCAAAUUCGAGGACUUUGAUGAGGCCAAAUUUGGAAUGCUAGACAAAGAAGCUCAACAAAGACAACUUGAAAUGGAAAUGCAAAAACGUAGAGAACGUAUAGAAAAAUGGCGCGCAGAACGCAGAAAAAAAGAAAUAGAAGAAGGAUCUGGCACAGCACCAAUUAUAAUAUUGCCUCCAACAAAAAAAUGGACACUAGAAGAUGACGAAGAUGAAGACAUGCCAGCUACGGAAACAACUGAAACCAGUAAAAGUGAAGAACCAGAACAGACAACAGGAGGUAACGAGGAAGAUGUUGAUCCACUCGAUGCAUAUAUGCAGGGAAUUCAGGAAGAAGUGAGGCAAUUAAGGCAUAAGAAUGUGAAGAAAGACCCAACUGGCGAGGAAAAAGGUCAAGGAAAAGUAACUGUCAUCAUGGGGGUGGCUAAGAAGAAAGAUGCUUCACGUAAAGGAGAGUUGAUGGAACAGGAUCAAGAUGCUUUAGAAUAUUCUUCAGAAGAGGAAACAGAAGAUCUGCAAUCAGCUAUGUCAAAUCUGCAGGCAAAUAAAACUAAAAAGCUCGUCACCAUCAGUAAGAAUGAUAUUACAUAUUUGCCUUUUCGUAAGAAUUUCUAUGUGGAGGUUCCAGAAUUAGCCAAGAUGACUCCUGAUGAGGUUGAAAGUUAUCGCGAUGAAUUAGAAGGUAUCAAAGUUCGAGGGAAAGGUUGUCCGAAACCGAUCAAAAAUUGGGCACAGUGUGGAGUAAGCAAAAAAGUUUUGGAAAUAUUAAAGAAACAUGGUUAUGAAAAACCAACACCGAUUCAAGCUCAGGCUAUUCCAGCAGUCAUGUCCGGAAGAGAUAUCAUUGGCAUUGCUAAAACAGGAUCUGGAAAAACUCUUGCAUUUCUCAUACCUAUGCUGCGUCACAUACUCGAUCAGCCACAGCUUGAUUCUGAUGAAGGACCGAUCGGUAUAAUUAUGACACCAACACGAGAAUUAGCUAUGCAGAUCACCAAGGAAUGCAAAAAGUUAUGUAAAGCCCUAGCCUUGAGAGUAGUAUGUGUUUACGGAGGUACUGGAAUGUCAGAACAGAUUGCAGAAUUGAAACGAGGGGCCGAAAUUAUAGUAUGUACUCCUGGAAGAAUGAUAGACAUGUUGGCUGCCAAUAAUGGUAGAGUAACGAAUUUGAAAAGAUGUACUUACGUGGUUUUAGACGAAGCAGAUCGAAUGUUCGACAUGGGCUUUGAACCUCAGGUAAUGAGAAUAGUGGAUGGAAUACGUCCGGACAGACAGACGGUGAUGUUUUCGGCAACGUUUCCUCGUCAAAUGGAAGCUCUGGCUCGUAGGAUACUGACUAAACCUAUAGAAGUGCAAGUUGGCGGAAGAAGUGUGGUCUGUAAAGACGUGGAGCAACACAUUAUACUGAUCGAAGAGGAGGAGAAAUUUUUAAAGUUGCUGGAAUUGCUUGGAUAUUAUCAAGAACAGGGAAGUGCCUUGGUGUUUGUCGACAAACAAGAGCAUGCUGACGGGCUCCUUCGAGAUCUGAUUAAAGCAUCAUACAAUUCUAUGGCUCUUCAUGGUGGCAUCGAUCAGUUUGAUCGAGAUUCAACCAUUUGCGAUUUUAAAGCUGGAAAAGUCAAUGUGUUGGUUGCAACAUCUGUAGCAGCAAGAGGAUUGGAUGUAAAGCAUCUGAUAUUAGUUGUGAAUUAUGAUUGUCCGAAUCACUAUGAAGAUUAUGUUCACAGAUGUGGGAGAACUGGAAGAGCAGGCAAUAAAGGUUACUCUUACACAUUCAUUACGCCGGAUCAAGGAAAAUAUUCUGGUGAUGUAAUAAAAGCUCUUGAGUUGUCUGGAAAUCAAAUUCCUGAGAAUCUGCAGAAACUUUGGGAUGAAUAUAAAGCAAAACAAGAAGCAGAAGGGAAGAAGAUCAGAAGCAGCAGUGGUUUUACAGGGAAAGGUUUCAAAUUUGAUGAAGCUGAGGCCCAACUAGCAAAUGAGAAAAAGAAGUUUCAGAAAGCUGCUCUUGGUUUGCAAGAUUCUGAUGAUGAAGAUGCAGAAGCUGAUAUUGAUCAAGAAAUAGAAAACAUGUUAGCGCCGAAAAAACGUGUACAAGAAGUCACUAUUGCGAAAACCAGCCAAGGUACAACCAUACCGGGAUUACCGGGUGUGUUGUUUCCUUCUGCUGGUAGUGCAGAAAAACUUGAGCUCGCAAAACGUCUAGCAUCCAGAAUUAGUCUCCAAAAGAACCUUGGAUUGGAAGCCAAAGGGGCGACACAACAGGCAACCGAAGCAGUUUUAAAAGGACAGUUGUCGUCGCCUGUCAUCUCUGCAAAAACUUUAGCAGAACAGCGCGCAGAAAAACUUCAUGCGAAACUAAAUUAUCAACCAAAAUCGGAAGACGAAGCCAAGGACGAAGACGGUGGCGUCGAAACAUUUCGAAAAUAUGAAGAAGAAUUGGAAAUUAAUGACUUUCCUCAACAAGCAAGAUGGAAAGUUACUUCUAAGGAAGCAUUGGCUCAGAUCAGUGAAUAUUCUGAAGCUGGUAUUACGGUCCGUGGCACAUAUUAUCCACCUGGGAAAGAUCCAAAAGACGGAGACAGAAAACUGUACCUGGCCAUCGAAAGCACAAAUGAACUCGCAGUUUCAAAAGCUAAAGUGGAAAUUGUUCGUCUUAUUAAAGAGGAGUUAAUUAAAAUGCAACAUUCGUAUCAACCCAUCAACAGAGGACGUUACAAAGUGCUUUAGUUCGGUUGAAUUUCUUUUCUUAUGAUUUGUUGACUCGGUCGAUGAUGAUCACACCGUUAAUUUUGCCGAGCUUGUCCGUGUAAAUAUUCUUUUGCACCCUUCUGACACCUUUUUAUUUUAAAGUAACAGAAACAAGAAAUUACACCAGUGUACAUUUCCAAAACUGAUUUUUACUUUUGUUUUAUUUUUUUCUGUCUUAAACGAUUAAUUAAAUCUUAAAAGAUUGGCAUAAAGUUUUCGGUUGAUUAGAAAAUAUGUAAUUAUGUCUCUUAUUCAAUAAAAUAGUUCAUCCUUGACA
Molecule: messenger RNA, 3132 nt
Organism: Centruroides sculpturatus (bark scorpion)
Lineage: Eukaryota; Metazoa; Arthropoda; Arachnida; Scorpiones; Buthidae
Gene: Prp5
Product: probable ATP-dependent RNA helicase DDX46
Exons: 17
Coding region: 147-2834 (895 amino acids)
Molecular function (GO): RNA helicase activity; nucleic acid binding; ATP binding
Source: RefSeq, a predicted model, not a curated record